AUGUCUGACGCUGAAGACGUUACGUUUGAAACUGCAGAUGCGGGUGCGUCUCUUACGUACCCUAUGCAAGCAGGGUCAAUAAAGAAGAACGGUUUCUGUAUGCUGAAGGGUAAUCCUUGUAAAGUUGUAGACUAUUCAACAUCAAAGACAGGGAAGCACGGGCAUGCAAAGGCUCAUAUAGUAGGUUUAGAUAUCUUUACAGGCAAGAAGUAUGAAGAUAUAUGUCCGACAUCGCAUAAUAUGGAGGUGCCGAAUGUUAAAAGGACAGAAUAUCAAUUAAUUGAUGUCUCUGAUGAUGGUUUUGUUUCUCUUCUUCUUGAAAGCGGCGACUUAAAGAGCGACCUCACAUUGCCGAAGGACUCUGAAGGAAAUCUUGAUGAAGUUGCGCAGCAGAUUAAGUCUUUGUUUGCAGACGGCAAGGGUAUUCUCGUCUCUGUUCUUGCUGCUUGCGGCAAGGAGAAGAUUGUUGCAUGCAAGGAGCUCUAA
Eimeria acervulina is the source of this 486-nucleotide messenger RNA. Its product is annotated as translation initiation factor eIF-5A, putative. Bases 1 to 486 code for a protein of 161 amino acids. Gene Ontology annotation, biological process: positive regulation of translational elongation; positive regulation of translational termination. NCBI's taxonomy places the organism in Eukaryota, Apicomplexa, Conoidasida, Eucoccidiorida, Eimeriidae. The transcript has a single exon. The record is from RefSeq and is a predicted model, not a curated record. Gene Ontology annotation, molecular function: RNA binding; ribosome binding; translation elongation factor activity.